AACGUGUUUCGCUAAUCACACUGCGGGCAGGAUUGUCGAGAGCAUAUGGUGCGUUAGGUCCUCCGUCCUUUUUUGAUCUCAUGUCGAUUCUUCGGUACUGCUUUGCGUCCUUUUGCAGCCUUUUUUUUUCUUUAGGUAGUGCUACAAAAUGUGCAAGGCCCGAUUCAGCGUCGUCCACCAUCCCCCGUUGCAGCUGAGUAAGAUAGCCAUGGUGUACGACGUCGAGUCGAGGUUUGCAUUAUGCAUAUUGUCUCCUAGGGUUGCGGUUACCCACAGCAGGUACCUAGGUUUUGCACGAGUCUUUGAGGCUGUCGGUCCCGCAACGGGUUGGAUCGGAGGCUACGCUUACGGACGAGAAAAGGCUCCCUCCCGUUCGAGCACCGGGCAGAUUACGAUCGGGCCGCAAUUCUUUUCCCCUGGAAACGCGAGAAAUCUCUUCAGAGCCUUUAUGUAAAUUAAAACCAGCAUUUCAUUCUUUUGCUUUCAUGUUUUCUAGCCUUUUUACUUUUUCUAAAUAAUACAAUCUUCUUGCUUUGGGACCUCACUUGACGGAGGGAGGAGACGCCGCCAAUUUAUUAAUAAUUUACUUAGUAGCGCGAAAAUGGAGACAGUCGG
Messenger RNA from Desarmillaria tabescens, 615 nucleotides. RefSeq lists its product as uncharacterized. The transcript has 3 exons. NCBI's taxonomy places the organism in Eukaryota, Fungi, Basidiomycota, Agaricomycetes, Agaricales, Physalacriaceae. The record is from RefSeq and is a predicted model, not a curated record. The coding region runs from base 149 to 454 and encodes 101 amino acids.